CCAGAUACAAGUUCGCUCUCAUUUCUGAGAGUACAACAACUGGUGAACAUCUGAAGUCUGAGCUUAGGAACUAGAUACUAUAAAGUCUAACUCAGGACAGAUAGCAUUUAUCUGUUUGUUGCUAUUAAAAAAAGUGCCAAAACUAACCGUGCGUAAUUACGCGUAACAACUAGAACAAUGAAUGCCACAACCGCUAUGGAAGUGAACGCCGAAGCAAGACGGAUCCUGGCCGUGUCGAUAAGCAAGCUGUACGCCUCCAGGAGCCAGAGAGGCGGGCUGAGACUCCACCGGAGCCUCCUGCUCUCCAUGGUCAUGAGGUCUGCCCGGGACAUCUAUCACUCCUCCCGGGAAAUAGAGGGGCCGAGCGGCGCGCAGCCAACUCCGGAGCCAAUGGAGACGAGCUCCAGCCCGGGGGAACAGACUGUGCCAGAGCCUCAGCCAGAGUUCCAGACCUCAGAGGAACCGGAAAGCGGAGACGAGGGGUGUGAUGGUGAUAUCACGGAGGACAAAGAGAACAUGAGCCCCACCAAGCAGUCCAGGAAACGCCGGGGAAAGGCGGCGGCGGCGCCUGACUUCCUGCCCAGCAAGAGGGCGAGGCUGGAGCCCGGGGAGGAGAGGUACGCGGCACCCAGCUGCCGAGCCGGGGAGUCUCUAAGCGCUUUGUCUCUGAAUCUAAACCGGGCGAUAUCUGCCUUCUGAAGAGACAAAACAGUCUCCAUUGGAGUGGAGUGAUUCUGAACUUUAAUUAACCAAAAAAGGGUGGUUUGACCCCCUUUUACGCACCGAAGAGCUGAGCUACAUCGCCGGUCCCGGGACAGAGGGAUUACCCGGGCAAUAGUGCGAGCUCUCCGGCUGAUGUGACUGACCCUGCCGGGCUGGCGGAGCCCCGGAGAAGGAGAGGGACCAGGCCCGAAGGAGCACAGGCUGGGAAAGUUUGAGGAAGAAACUUAACGGUUGUUUUUUUGUUUCCUGGUGAUUCACACUGAACAUGAGUCUAAACAAGAGACAGGCGCUGACUCAAAGUGUGUGAAUGUGUGAAUCAGCACAUGAGUCACAGAACAAGAAAUGAUCUCAUAACGACAUAAAGACUUUAGGGGAAUUUCCUGCCAAACAACUAAAAGAGGAAGGACUUACACACACAUUCAAAUGCUGCUGUGGACUUUGGUAGAUCGAUACUACUGCUGUGGGGCUUUCCUGUGAUCACGUGGUGCUUUGAGAACAACAACAGGCUGUCCCACAUGCUGUCGGAACAAGAACUGUCUGUGUUUUAAUGUCACUGAAAUGUUAAUGUGUCAUAUCUGACAGGUGAACAAUAUGAUAACCUCACAUUCAAAGCUGCUUUUUUACCUGAAUGAUGAAUUAAUGGUGUGAAUAUUUGUAAUAAACACAUUCAAAGGUA
Messenger RNA from Eleginops maclovinus (Patagonian blennie), 1399 nucleotides. RefSeq names its product immediate early response 2b (gene ier2b). The coding region runs from base 178 to 699 and encodes 173 amino acids. The record is from RefSeq and is a predicted model, not a curated record. NCBI's taxonomy places the organism in Eukaryota, Metazoa, Chordata, Actinopteri, Perciformes, Eleginopidae. The transcript has a single exon.